UCGACAUCUACGGAGGAGCAAAACAGCACGGCAAUUUCUUCUUCUAUUGACCAACGAAUAUCAUUAAGCAGCAGGACUUGCACCAAAACGAAAUCUAUUCCUACAAUGGCUAGCCCGAAUUCCCUUCUACCUGCAAUAUUUCUCUUCAUGAUCUUCAUGUCAUGUUGGUACCUUGGAGGGUCACAACUUUCUCAUGCACAGAAUGAUGCCAUCAAACCUGGCGAAGUUCUUGGUUACUCGCAGCGGUUGGUUUCAGCAGAUGGGAGAUUUGAGCUUGGCUUUUUCACUAUCAGCAGUCCGGAUCGUGGUUACUUGGGAAUACGGUACACAAAUGAUACCUUCAACUACCGGGUAUGGGUUGCAAACCGAGACAAACCUAUUUCAGUUGGUGAAGGAAAUCUGACCAUGGAUGCAGAUGGCCUGUUGAAGAUUCUGCACAAUGGAGGGAGUCCAAUUCCAUUGAAUGCUAACAAAACAGCACCAAACUCGAUUGCUACUCUCGAGAACUCGGGCAACUUCUUGGUGAAAGAGUUGAAUCCUGAUGGAUCUACCAAGAGGAUGUUAUGGGAAAGUUUUGAUUAUCCGACAAACACACUUCUGCCUGGGAUGAAACUUGGCAUCAACUACAAAACAGGGCAAGAAUGGACACUUACUUCAUGGUUAACAAGCCAAAUCCCUUCAGCCGGAGGCUUUUCUCUUGAAUGGAACCUUACAACAAACGGAACAAGACGGUUGAUCAUGAGACACCGAGGGGAUACGUAUUGGCUUAGUGGGAUAGGGAUCAGUAGCAGCUCCAACCCUGGGAAUCUUGUUAUGCCUUUUAACGCUGACUAUUACAAUUUUAGUUAUGUCUCUAAUAAGAAUGAGAGCUAUUUCAGUUAUUCUGCUCCGGGUAUGCGUAUUUCGAGGUUGGUCUUGACCUCAGACGGGCAACUUACUGAUUUUCCAAACCUUGCUUUUGUCAGCAGUAUCAUGUGUUUUGGUUAUUCCUCCGCUCAAGGGUGUGUGCAGCAGAAUUCACCCAAUUGCAGAAAUAGCAGUCAAAAGUUUGAGCAGCGUAGGGGUUAUUUUAUUUCAUCGUCACCUCAUUUGGAUGAGAACUUAAGCGUCAACUUAUUUGAUUGCAUGGAUCGAUGCUGGAGUGAUUGUUCAUGUGUUGGUUAUACGACACUUCGCAAUAAUGGGACUGGAUGCCGAUUCUAUAGUGGUGAUUUUGAAGAGGAUAAAACUGGCAAUCUAGAGCAAUUCUAUGUUCUAACUGACAUGCCAAAAACUGGAGAACCCAGAAGAAAGAAGGGUGUAUGGUGGAUAUGGAUCAUAGUAGCACCAGUGGGCGCUCUAGCUAUAUCAAUAUUGGCAUGCUUUUUAUGGAGGAAAAAACUUCAUUGGGACCAGGAAAGAGAUCGAGAAUCCACAUUAUUUACAUUGACAUCUUCAAGGAGAUCUGGAGACACAUUUGAGAUUAAGAAUGAUGGGAAGGGAGGUCAUGAUUUGAAGAUAUUCAAUUUUCAUUCCAUUGUAGCUGCUACUGACAACUUUUCCACUAAAAAUAAACUUGGGGAAGGUGGUUUUGGUCCUGUUUACAAGGGAAACUUACCUGAGGGGCAAGAGAUAGCUGUUAAGAGACUUUCGAGGAGUUCUGGACAAGGAUUAGUGGAGUUCAAGAAUGAGCUUAUACUCAUUGCCAAACUCCAACACAUGAAUCUUGUUAGGCUUUUGGGUUGUUGUGUUAAAGGGGAUGAGAAGAUGUUGAUCUAUGAAUAUAUGCCCAACAAAAGCUUGGACUUUUUCCUCUUUGAUCUACAGAAAAGGGAGCUUCUGAAUUGGGAACGACGUUACAACGUUGUUGAAGGGAUUGCUCAAGGGCUUCUUUACUUGCACAAGUAUUCUAGGCUAAGAAUUAUUCAUAGAGACUUGAAAGCAAGUAAUAUCUUGCUUGAUAAUGAUAUGAACCCCAAAAUAUCUGAUUUUGGCAUGGCCAGAGUUUUUGGCCGAAAUGAUGCCGAGGCCAAUACACAGAGAGUAGUAGGAACAUAUGGUUAUAUGUCACCAGAGUAUGCCAUGAGAGGUAAGUUUUCAGAGAAGUCAGAUGUCUAUAGUUUUGGAGUGUUGAUGUUGGAGAUCGUGAGUGGGCAGAAGAACAAUGGCAUUGAUCAUCCUGAGCGCGCCCUGAGCUUAGUAGGAUAUGCUUGGGAAUUAUGGAGAGAAGGUAGAGGUUUGCAGCUAAUAGAUUCAACUCUGGUUGAAUCUCAUUCUCAACACCAAAUCUUAAGAUGCAUUCAUGUGGGUCUCUUGUGCGUACAAGAGUUGGCAAUGGAUAGGCCUACCAUGUCUGAUGUUAUUUCUAUGCUUGCCAAUGAAACUUGGCCUCUUCCCAUUCCAAAACAUGUGGCAUAUUCAACUAAGAGAAAUUUGGUAGAGGAAAGUUCACACAAAGAAGAAGAAAGUUGUUCGACCAGUAUGACAAUUACAGAGAUGGAUCCCCGCUGAAGAUGGAAACAUCAACACAACAGAUUCAAAAGGGUGAAAGAAAGGUUUUGUUUGUUCCAAGAACUUUGCGUAAAUAUUAUGAAAUAUUAUGGUAAUAUUUAGGUCUGUUCAUCCGGGCUGGAUUUUUUCUUGGCUCGGUCCAGAACCUGGAUAUCCGGGUUUCGAUUACAGGCUCCGACCCGCAUAGAAAAACCUUGGUACACCCAAUUCGGGUAAUUUUUUUUUUCUUUUCUGUUUGAAUGUUUUGCUUUUCUUUUAUUCCUUUCUAGCAACUAAAUAGACAAAAACUCAAAAGGAAAAUGUAUAUUUUGUCCAAUGAAUCAUCCAUUUUAUAG
Messenger RNA from Juglans regia (Persian walnut), 2825 nucleotides. RefSeq names its product receptor-like serine/threonine-protein kinase SD1-8. Gene Ontology annotation, molecular function: protein serine/threonine kinase activity; ATP binding. The record is from RefSeq and is a predicted model, not a curated record. Lineage: Eukaryota; Viridiplantae; Streptophyta; Magnoliopsida; Fagales; Juglandaceae. Gene Ontology annotation, biological process: protein phosphorylation. Bases 106 to 2490 code for a protein of 794 amino acids. The transcript is spliced from 7 exons.